Molecule: messenger RNA, 24068 nt
Organism: Lymnaea stagnalis (great pond snail)
Lineage: Eukaryota; Metazoa; Mollusca; Gastropoda; Lymnaeidae
Source: the annotation of a GenBank genome assembly
GUCAGACUUGUUUGGGGGGUUCAUUUCACCUGUAUGUCACAUCGCCAGCACUGAUGCAAGGAGCGCGUACCUCCGUCAGACUUUGAUUCACCAGGUGACUAGAUUCGUCCCUUCCCCAGAACGCGUGCACUCGGAUCUGUGCAGGUGAAACUAGGACACGACACAGGUAUAGUAGUGUUUAAAUAAUAUAUGUAAUGGGAUUUUAAAGAACUCGCAACAACAACCCUAUGUGAUGUAAUCGUAUAGAUCAAGCGGUGUCAAACUCAAUCGCUCGGCGGGCCAAAACUCAAACCACAUGUAAGGUUGCGGGCCGAACAGGAUAUACAUUCAAAAAGCUGAAAAUUAAUAUAUGUAAACAAAAAAAUUAUAUAAAUGAAAACAGAAAAAUGUUUUAAUUAUUAAAAAUCAUUGGCAUUCCCAUUUUCGCUCUUAUGUCAAUUUGUCAGAGCUGGAUGUUUGGCACAUUUUCUUGAUUACAAAAACAAGUCAGUUCGUGUAUGUCGGGAGUAACGUUCUGUGUCAAUGAGAUUCUCAUGAUGGACUGCAAGUGUUCAGCAGUGAGACGACUCCUGUGUGAUGUUGUGUUAAUGUUCAUCACAGAAAACAGCUGCUCACACAUCUAGGGGCUACCCAUCAUGCUCACGGUUCGAGCCGCAUGUAGACGAAGCUGGGGCAUCUCUUCAGGAAUGAAACGAGUGAACUGUGCGGGCCCGACUGUGUCGUACUUUGCCUUUAGUGUCCCAUUACACUGCAGCUCGAUUAGCUCCAUGUGCAAAAUUUUCAGGUGCAGUUUCCACGCCUCUGGCUUAAUGGGUUACGAAACAGCUCGAAAAUACAUUCCUGUUCUUCAAAGUCACUAAAGCGUCGUGUGAACUCGGCGCGAAGUUUUUCAGCAAAGUGUACAUUUGGGAAACACAAAAGCGUUGACUUUGACUGGAUAUACAUAUAUAUACACACACAGUGUUUUACACAAUAUUUUAUAUGUGUAAUGAUUGUGUGUGUGUGUGUGUGUGUGUAUGUGUGUGGUAUAGAGGACUGGGGAUAUAUAAAAAAGCAAACAAUUAAAUAAAAAAAAAAAAAAAAAAAAAAAAACAAAAAAAUAAAAAAAAAAAAAAAAAAAAAAAAAAAACUUGAGCACGAAGUCCAAUGUCUUCGUCAGUUGCUAGAUUUGCUCUUAUCGGAAGAAUUCCUCCCACGUGACCCAAUGCUCCUUCCUACUGGGGAAAAAAAAAAAAACAAACAAUUAAAAAAAAAAAAAAAAAAAAAAAAACUUGAGCACGAAGUCCAAUGUCUUCGUCAGUUGCUAGAUUUGCUCUUAUCGGAAGAAUUCCUCCCACGUGACCCAAUGCUCCUUCCGUAUGGCCCAUCUUAUGUUUACUAAUUCUCAGUUCACGUGACUGUAUGGCAUGGGAUAUUGGACUAAAAAGUUAUCAAACGGUAUGGCAGCGGUUAUCAACGUGUAUGUGUGUGUGGGCUUGAGUCUGUGUGUCUGUGUGUGUAUGUGUGUGUGUGUGUGUGUGUGUAUGUCUGCGUGUGCGUUCCUCGAGGUAGGUUCGGAGAUAAAUGGCAAGAUGUCGACAUAAAGAAAUUAAUCAAGAAACCAAUGCAUGAUAAUGUGGACUUCUCAUUUACAAAGAAUGUUGGUCUGGAUUAGAAUCCAUCAACUAGAAUAAAAUCAACUAGAAUACUAUCCAUCCAACAGAAUAUUAUCCAUAUUUAGAAUAUUAUACAUCUAUUAGAAUAUUAUACAUCUAUUAGAAUAUUAUGUAUCUAUUAUAAUAUUAUACAUCUAUUAGAAUAUUAUGUAUCUAUUAUAAUAUUAUACAUCUAUUAGAAUAUUAUCCAUCUAUUGAGAAUAUUAUACUUCUAUCAGAAUAUUAUACACCCAAUAGAGUAUAAACCAUUUAAUAGAAUAUAUUAUUAUGAUCUAAUAUAAUUUAUUUAAUGUAAUCGAUUUAACAUAAUCCACAUAAUAUAAUUCAUUUAACAUAAUCCUUCCACUGUAAUGUAAUCUAUCUGCUAUACUAAAAUCCACCACAUUAAAAAAAACAACAACAUAAUCUAACAUUGCAUCCCUCCAAGAGUAACAUGAUAUAAAUAGUCGAAAUUUUCCUGUGAUGUAGCUCUUGGUCGACACAAUGGUAUAUGUUAUAGACAUGUUAUAUAUAACGUCUGUCUGUUAAGAGCAAGAUCGCGCUAAGUCAUCAUGGAUGUCAAUUUAUCAAGAGAGCAGACACGUGUUUUCUCCCCGAUACCAUUUCCGACUUUGCAAUGCAACAGUUCGGGCACUGUACCGUAUUUGGAAGGGGAUAUUUCAUAUCCUAAGCAGAUAGAAAAAUCACGAAUUUUUUUUUUGUUCGCGCCGUCUCUUGACUCUUGAGGGUGUGUGGUAUGGUGUGGUGUGGUGUGUGUGUGGUGUGGUGGUGGUGUGGUGGUGGUGGUGUGGUGUGUGUGUGGGUGUGUGGGUGUCAGCUAUCGGGCUGUUUUUACCCGGGCCUUAAGGCCGACAGGGCCUUCAAAUUUACACAAACACAUAAUUAUUAUUUGCACCUUUCCAUGGAUUAUUGUUGACUCACCUGUUUACGGAUUAUUGUUGACCCACCUGUUGACGGAUUAUUGUUGACCCACCUGUUUACGGAUUAUUGUUGACCCACCUGUUGACGGAUUAUUGUUGACCCACCUGUUGACGGAUUAUUGUUGACCCACCUGUUGACGGAUUAUUGUUGACUCACCUGUUGACGGAUUAUUGUUGACCCACCUGUUGACGGAUUAUUGUUGACCCACCUGUUGACGGAUUAUUGUUGACCCACCUGUUGACGGAUUAUUGUUGACCCACCUGUUUACGGAUUAUUGUUGACCCACCUGUUUACGGAUUAUUGUUGACUCACCUGUUUACGGAUUAUUGUUGACUCACCUGUUUACGGAUUAUUGUUGACUCACCUGUUUACGGAUUAUUGUUGACUCACCUGUUUACGGAUUAUUGUUGACUCACCUGUUUACGGAUUAUUGCAAAUGUCUAAAACGAUGAAAACUUCGAUUAAAAAAAUCAGAAAAACGCAACAUUUUUUGAAGCAAUUAAGUUAAAUUUUUGAAUAGAUAUUUGUAAUGGAGUAAGGUUAAAUGUAAUGGAGUAAGAUUGAACUUGAAUGUCAUGUAGUGAAGUUAAAUGUCCUUUAGUGAGGUUGAAUGUCAUGUAGUGAGGUUGAAUGUCAUGUCGUAAGGUUGAAUGUCAUUUAGUGAGGUUGAAUGUCAUGUAAUGAGGUGCGAUGUGGCAUUUUAAGGGUAUGAGGUGGCAUUUAAAAAAAAUGGUACGAAGUGGUGUUUCAUGGGUUAGUAGGAGGCAUUUUAAGCAGUACCAGUGGGCAUUUCAGGGGGUAAGUGGUGGCAUUUCAGUGGGUAAGUGGUGGCAUUUCAGGGGGUAAGAGGUGGCAUUUCAUGGGUUAAGAGGUGGCAUUUCAUGGGUUAAGAGGUGGCAUUUCAGGGGGUAAGAGGUGGCAUUUCAGGGGGUAAGUGGUGGCAUUUCAGGGGGUAAGUGGUGGCAUUUCAGGGCUUUUAUAAUAAGAUCAGAGCAGCAACUGAUGUUUAAGUUAGGCUGUAAAUAUUCUCGUUUAUUUAAUCGAAUCAUUUACAUAGUACUUAAAAACUGUAACUAAUUAAGUCACACAUUUAUUUACUUAUUUCUAAAUAUCUAUUUUAGUUUUAAAAAGGAAACAAAUUAUAAGCACCCCUCCCAUAUAUUAAAAUGCUUAUACAUUUUUAUGGAUUUUGCUAGAGCUAGGCAAACUAUUCGUAAGGGGUGCAGGAUAUAUAAUAAGGUAGGGAUCCCUGCCAUACAGAAUAGUUAAAAAGUUACCCUUGCUAGAGACGACGCUAACCCCCCCCCCCCCCACUAGAAUGCCCUCUCAGAGUGACUUGCUGUUUUCGACGUCCGCCAUACAGAAUAGUUAAAAACUUACCCCUGCUGGGGACGACGCCAACCCCCCCCCCCCACUAGAAUGCCCUCUCAGAGUGACUUGCUGUUUUCGACGUCCGGCUCCUAUUUACGUCGACAAUGUGCGACGGUCUCUCUUUCAUAGACAAUGGUUUCGAUGACUGUAGACCCACUCCAAUAAGCACUCAGAGGACAGCAUGUGUCAAGGAUGUUAAAAGAUUUACGGAUUGUUAAGUACUCACUUCUCCAGACUAAGUGUGUCUGAGACAUAACACCAGCCACAGAUCGGGGGGGGGGGAGGAGAAGGGGGGGCAGAGGGAAUGUAAAGUAACAUUGAGGAAUGGAAAAAAAAAUUUUUUCCUAGGGAAAAGACAUAAUUCUCAAACUUUAAAAAAAACAAACAAAAUUAAUUAAGAAAAUAAGGGCAACCACUUUCUAAAAUGAAAUCAAAGUUCGUUUUGGUUUUGCAAGCGUGUGUUCGGCUAUCUAACGUGUAUCUAAACAGCACAUUUACACAAGUGCAGAUCCCUUGGUCGUAAUCUGUGUCACAGGUUCUCCUGCAGAUGCUCAGCACGGUUCACUGGCGCCAGGUGCUGAUACUGUACCUAGGUUUUCAAGCACGACGAUGCUACGGUUGCUGCAUCAAUUGAUGCGGUUUAAACUGGCGCUUACGAUAACAUUUUAAACAUGUCAAAGUGACCUUGUUGUGUGGGAGCAGUUGGAAUCUGGAGUUGCCCCACAAUACCGAUAUCGACAUUACUGGAGGUUAUUAUGCCAUCGAGUCAGAGCGACCACCCAAGUCAGAGCUACCACCCCGUUCAGAGCGACCAUCCAGUCAGAGCUACCAUUCAGUCAGAGCUACCUCCCAGUCAGAGCUACCAACCAAGUCAGAGCUACCUCCCAGUCAGAGCUACCAACCAAGUCAGAGCUACCACCCAAGUCAGAGCGACCAUCCAGUCAGAGCUACCAUUCAGUCAGAGCUACCACCCAGUCAGAGCUACCACCCAAGUCAGAUCUACCACCCAGUCAGAUCUACCAUCCGGUCAGAGCUACCAUCCGGUCAGACCUAUCACCCAGUCAGAGCUACCAUCCAGUCAGAGCUACCAUCCAGUCAAAGUAACAUUCAUGGUAAUGUGGGAUACGAGACUGCUUACCAUCAUGAAUUAACAGGACCUCUGACCUAACAAAAGCAAUGUUAACAAGAAUUCUGGACAACUGCUGAAUUAUUUUGACCAAAUGUUGAGCUUUGACCAAGUGUUGAGCUUUGACCAAAUGUUGAGUUUUGACCAAAUGUUGAGCUUUGACCAAGUGUUGAGCUUUGACCAAAUGCUUUGAGUUUUGUUCUCGCAUUGUAAGGAAUGUAGUUAGAGAGGCGAAAGUGGGAGGACGGAUGAAGAGGGCGAGGGUGAUGGGGUGUUGGAAAAGGGCGAGUAGUGGUAGGUUAAAGGUGAGGGAGGGGUUAAGAAGAGUGAGAGGGUGGAAGGGGUGGGAAGAGGUAACGUUGUUAAAAUGAACCCCACCCCCACUCUUCCGAUUGUGGAUUACAAACUAUCCGACUUUAGAGUAUUUUUUUUGGAGUGGGGGGGGGGCGGAAAAGAUCGUGGCGUGGGGGAGUGGGUGGGAUGAAGUUGACAGGUGCGAGAGUUGAGGGGGGGGGAAUAAUCCCGUUGAAUGCUUCAUUGACCUAAAUUCCUUUGUAAUGCGAUCGGAAAAGAUCGUGGCGUGGGGGAGUGGGUGGGAUGAAGUUGACAGGUGCGAGAGUUGAGGGGGGGGGGAAUAAUCCCGUUGAAUGCUUCAUUGACCUAAAUUCCUUUGUAAUGCGAACAGUUAAGUCAAAACCAUUCUUCCAGGUAUUUAUUGCGUACCCGGAUGCGAAAAACGAAUGUUUACCAUGCGUUCCAGUUUUACUUGGAGCGUCCCUGUUUUUGACGGAUGUCCUCUCUUGUCUGACGGGGGGCGCCCCUGUUUUUGACGGAUGUCCUGUCUGGUCGGACUGGGGGCGCCCUUGUUUUUGACGGAUGUCCUGUCUGGUCGGACUGGGGGCGCCCCUGUUUUUUGACUGAUGUCCUCUCUUGUCUUACUGGGAGCGCCCCGAUUUUUGACUGAUGUCCUCUCUUGUCUGACUGAGGGCGCCCCUGUAUUUGACUGAUGUCCUCUCUCGUAUCCGGAAAUUUGACUGAAAGCAAUUUCGUCGAUGGUAAAUUAAUCGACGGUAAUUUGACUGAACGGAAAUUUGGUCGAAUCUCUUUUUCAGUUUUUACGUUAAAAUUUUGCUUCAAAUUUCAUUUUGAACGCAUUAUUUUGUUUUACGAUAUAGUAUAAUGUGUUCAAAAGGAAAUUUUACCAAAAUUUUAAAGUUUAACUGAAAAAAAGUUUCGACCUAAUUUCCGUUCGAUCAAAUUUCCGUCGAUCAAUUUACCGUCGACGAAAUUUCUUUCACUCAAAUUUCCGGUAACCGUCCUCUCUGUCUGACUGGGACCGUCCAGUUUUCCCAGCGUUGUCCCGGUGUCGCGGUGUGGUUGCUAUUCUGUCACGGUUUCUUAACAACAAUUUCUUUGCCCCGACUGUGUUAAAUAGACUCGUACACAAUUGUUCACAUCAAAUUGGGGCUUGCUUCACAUUCCAUGACGGCCCUAACUAGGCUUAAGUUCUAAGUGUUGUCGCUAAAUUCCUCGCUUUUCCUUAGGUUGCUCCGUCCGUUUUUUUAUUAACCGAAAAGCGGCCCCGGCGGAGUUGGGGUGGGGGGUGGGGGCUGUCCAAAAAGCCAAGUUAAAGACCGACUGAAUGUGAUUUUCUGAUGUCUGCCGAAACCAGCCCAAAGGUUAAGCAUGCCUUUUGGCCGAAACCGAAGCAGAAACCAAAAACUUAACGAUACUUUCGGCCGAAACCGAAAGAUUUAGAUAUUAUGACAUUCGUUCACGUAUUCAUCGGAAAAAAGGAUCUGGGAAAGUAUCAAUAUCUACAUUUUAAAAAUGAAAAUUGAGAUCAUCGUGAAUAUUAAUCAAUAAACUUCUAAUAAAUACUUUGGCGUUUGCCAUUUUUAUUUAAAACUUAAUUUAAAUUAGUGAGAAAUGUAUUUUAAAGUAUUAUGGUAAAAUAUAAUUUACAUGGGGGGGGGGUCAACAUUCCUGCAAAAAUAGACCCUUGAGCGCCCUUUGCUUUUAUAAUAUAAUUACUACGCUACCUAGACUUUUAUCUAAAAUAAUUAGCCUGAAAGUCUCUAAUAGAGGCGACUGUCACCUAAAUAUCUGUGGUUAAAGCGAUACAAAUAUCACUACAAUGUUUCGCGGUUAGCUUCAUAGUUAAUUUGCUUUGUGUUUUCAUAAAUAGAUUGCUAGAUAGAGCUGUAGUAAUAUUUAGCCUAGUACCAACAUUCUCGUCUUUCCGUGCUGAUGCCUUAAUUAUUUCGUUCGGCGCCCAACCUCCCCCCCCCCCCCCCCCCCCCCCCAUUGGUGGGGAGAUAAUUAUUUUUUAACAGGGUCUCUUAAAAUCGUCGUUCUGGCGAGUCUCGGCGGAGAUUCGCAAAAUGACAUCUGAAAAUCAUAAAUCGGUCGCCAAAAUCAUAAAAUAAAACAUUUCUAGCCUUACUCCUACUAGAUAAUUACUAUACGAAUCCGUGACACAUGCACACGUAUGUUAUUUGUCAAUAACAAGGUUUAUGAGCAUGAUAAUGAUGAAUUUCAAGAAAUGAAUGAAUUGAAUAAGCCAAAGUUUCCUUAAUUUUUAAUUUAAUAAAAAUAAAACAAAAAUAAUAAUGAGAAUAGUACCAUUCCCUAGGAUUAUGCAAUAUUAUUUAACUUUGCCUAGAACUACAUCGCUGAGCAUAAUAAUGAUAAAUUAAAAUGAAUAUCACAAAUUAUGAAUGAAUUGACAAAAUUAAAACAAAAAUAAUGUUAUAAAUAUUACCAUUCCCGAAGAUUUUUUUCCACAAAACUAUUUGCCUAGGCCAUAUUGAAAUUUUAUUUUUGGAAAUAUUGGACAAGUAGAUCAUCAUGCAGCUGUGGGCAGUUUUCGAAGAGGAUUCGUCAUAUAACAUACGAUGACAGCAAGAUGUCGAGCGAUAAUGGAUAUCGGUUUGCUGGCCUAGAGACAGACUUCUGGUAGAUGGCGGGAAAACCUCAAUCCCUUUCAGUCAGAUAGCCAAAAGUAUCUUUCACUUUCGGCUGAAACCGAAAAUAAACCGAAAGUUAACUUUUCACUUUAGACAGAAACCGAAAACUUCACCGAAAGUGAUCAAAUGGCAACUUUCGGGGCCGAAACUGAAGCCUAAAUUCGGUCGCUUUCUACUUCAAAUGAUAAGAUAGAAGUGAAAUGCUAGCAUCGCAGUCAUUAAUUCUUUCAAGAUUUUAAUAACUUCCCCAUUUCUAAGCCGUUCAGAGAAUUUGGACAAAGAGAAAAUAGAAAUUUCUUAGGUUUACACUCAAGUGAGGAAUAAGAGAAGUGUGGAUAGUGUUUCUCCUCUUGAAAAACCAACCAUAACCACGUGACUCUUCAAAACCAUGCCGGAUAGCUAUGGCACAACUUGAACAAAUGGAAUCUGGGAAGAAAUUUUAAAAUUUUGUCCACACACAGCUUAAAUAUAAUUUUCGUAUAAAUAUUUUAAUUAAAUUUCCCGGGUGAUCGCCCGUUCGAACCUCCCCCCCCCAACCCUUGGUUACGCCACUGGUGAUACCUACUCUGAUUGUUCUUUGUGGUAACGCUAAAAAUUAGUGUAAACCUAGCUUCAAAGCAUAUUUUACCCGUAGCGAUGCCCCACUGGUAACCCGGAAGGUUUAAAGUUUAAAUAAUUACAUGCACAUGACACUAUCCUAUUUGGACAUCCCCGGUACUGGUCGGGUGAUUUUGGACAAAAAUGAAACACUAAACUUUAUUAGACCAUGUAUCGGAUGACCGAUGAACAGGGAAUCAAUACAAGGCGACAGGCAGAAUGCACGGGCAUUUCUCAGCGUUGCGCUAGAAACCUUUGUUAUGUAUGCUGUAGGGGCCCUGUAUGAAAUAGCCCACCUCACAGAGUGUCUACACCCCAGACUCACAGAGUGUCUACACCCCAGCCUCACAGAGUGUCUGCACUCUACACCCUCCCUAUCUUUUUGUAGUGGCUCUGUAUGCAACCCCCAGCCUGACAGAGUGUCUAUACCCCUAGCCUCACAGAGUGUCUGUACCCCAGCCUAACAUAGUGUCUACACUCUACUGCCUCCCUAUAUUUUUGUUGUGGCUCUGUAUGCAACCCCCCCCUCCCCGGCCUGAAAGAGUGUCUACAUCCCCAGCCUGACAGAGUGUCUACACCCCGAGCCUGACAGAGUGUCUACAUCCCGAGCCUGACAGAGUGUCUACACCCCGAGCCUGACAGAGUGUCUACAUCCCGAGCCUGACAGAGUGUAUACACCCCGAGCCUGACAGAGUGUCUACAUCCCGAGCCUGACAGAGUGUCUACACCCCGAGCCUGAAAGAGUGUCUACAUCCCGAGCCUGACAGAGUGUAUACACCCCGAGCCUGACAGAGUGUCUACAUCCCGAGCCUGACAGAGUGUCUACAUCCCGAGCCUGACAGAGUGUAUACACCCCGAGCCUGACAGAGUGUAUACAUCCCGAGCCUGACAGAGUGUCUACACCCCGAGCCUGACAGAGUGUAUACACCCCGAGCCUGACAGAGUGUCUACAUCCCGAGCCUGAAAGAGUGUCUACAUCCCCAGACUGACAGAGUGUACACAUCCCGAGCCUGACAGAGUGUCUACACCCCGAGCCUGACAGAGUGUCUACAUCCCGAGCCGGACAGAAUGUAUACACCCCGAGCCUGACAGAGUGUAUACCCCCUCCCCAUUUUUUAACCUUGUCGAAAACCAACAUCCAAAGUAAAAAAAAACAACUCACUUUGAAUGAAAAAAAAAUACAACUUCAAGCUUAGGAGAGAAAAAAUAAAGACUUGUCCACCUUAAGAUAUUUAUUUUGUUGGAGGGAUUCAACCUCAUUUAUUAUGUUUGUUUACGAACCUGAUAUUACCAGGUUCAAUAACGUCGUUCGUCUAGCGAUUACACUUACUCAACAAGCCAUUGAUACAUAGAUAAGACAUCUCUUUCAUCAGAUAUAAUACAACUCAUCAAAUCCAACAGUUCAGCACUGCCACCGUUCCACACCAUUACAACAGUAACAACGUCAUUUCCUCUCACGCAAUAACGUCACCCAAUACAGAGCAUAUGGCAACAUCUGCCCAAAAUACUCUCGGAACCAAACACACAAAACAACAUACAAGUCCUUAACAAUGCUCUCGCCCCUCCCCACCCCGCUGCCAUGGCUCAAUUUCAGAUUGAUCCAGACGAUCUCCUGACUGUAAUUGACGACGAGAAAAAUGAUGUCUUGGCUUCUGCUGACGUGUCUUCUCGGCUUGACGCUUGCGGUAAACGGUAAGCUGGCGGAGAACCCUGAAGACACGUACUCAUCAGUGCUCGUCUUCUGGGCACACAUUAUAGAAAGAAAUAAAGAAACAGCUGCUGUCAGGGGCGUAGAUGACUUUUUUUAUGGGGGGUGGGGGGGUCGGGAAGGUCCAACAUUAGACAUCCUUCGAGCUCUAAAUAAAUCAAUAAAUUCAUCGGAUUUGGGUAAUUAAAAAAAAUAAGUAUCUGGACGCCUGGGGUUGGUGGAUGGUGUCCAGACCCCCCCCUCUCCCGGGUGGCCGAGCGGUCUAAACUGUCUCAAACCAAAGAAUUGGUGGGCUGGAGUUCAAUCCCCACCAAAGGCAACAUCCCAGCACCCCGGGUGGAUGGGACUCGCAAGCCUUGGACGGCAACCCAUCUAAGAGAAGGCAAACUCUGAAUUUAAACCAGGAGCCAGAAUGAUCAACAAAUUGAUCGUGGGCCCCUCAAAUAUAAGAAGAAGAAGAAGAAGGACCCAUCCGGCCAGCCACGCCCCUGGAUGCCAUUGACAAUGAGUGUUUCGUUUGCAGCAGGUAUAAACGUUCUUGUUGUCAUAAGUUGUCAAUUCUUGUUGUCAUAAGUUGUCAAUUCUUGUUGUCAUAAGUUGUCAGUUCUUGUUGGCAUAAAUUGUCAAUUCUUGUUGGCAUAAAUUGUCAAUUCUUGUGGUUCCCCGGAUCGGCAACCUUAGGCAGACGUGACACGCGUGUCAGACAUGGCACGCGUGUCAGACGUUACACACAGAGAGAGUUUUCACGUGUAAGCUGCAACAUGUAAUGAUGUCGGAGAGUUUUUUUUUUUUUUUAAAUUGCGUCUUACAAUGUCGAAGUGCUACUUUCAGUUAAGCACAAUGUGACCCCACCCCCACCCCCCCCCACCCCCCCACCCAAAAAAAAAUUGUUGCCUACCUUGCUCUAGAAUUCGGGCCACUGCUAUUUCUGCUUGGUGACAAUUUGGUUGAUUCUCUCCAGGUCAAACGACGUGCGAUAACGAGGCUCAGUGUUUAGAGUCGCUCAAAAAGAUCCUGGUGGACCGUGAUAAGUUUUGGUUCGGAUCCAACUAUGACAAAAGCUGUCCCAAAGUAAGUGGUCGGUGUUAUAUUUUUCUAUGGUAUGAAGCUCUCUACUUAGAAGGGUGACAACAACAAAAAUGAAGUCCUUAUGCUAUGAUCUAAUAAAAAAAUAAUAAUCGCAUAUAGUUAAGUAGAGGCCAACUAUGAAUGACGUCAUGCAUCUAUUUGAGGUGAUGGGGGUGUUUUGGGGGUGGGUGGAGCGGUCACCGAUUUUUGAGGAUGUCUUUAACUUCCGUGACAAAUUUGUGAAGAAGGGGGAUAACAAUGUGGGGGCGUCAUGUAUGGAUGCCGCCCCCCCCCCCUGGUCUUAGUAUUAUUAUUAUUAUUUACAUUUGAUAAAACAAUACAUUUGUCUGUAAAUUCUGUCCUGGCAGGGGCCGACAACUUCAGCCUGCUCCAAUCCAGACGUCCCACUGACCUCCAUUGCCUCCCGCCUGUUUAACAACUCCCAGGAACAGCUGUCCUCCCAUCUUAACAAUACCAAACUGGCCAGGAUUGUUUACAACGCACCCAAUGGUAAAUGCUUUAAUAAAGUAGUUUUAAUUUUUUUUAAAAAGUGGAUAGUGCAGUGCACCCAAUAUAAACAUUAUGCCAAAAAGAAUUAUGUCACAGUGUUAUUUACAGUGUUAAUUUUUUAAAAACAUAUAAAUAAAAUAACCCGACCAUAUCACAACUGAACGAAGGAAUCUGUCGACACCCCAGCCCCCACCCCCACACCCCCAAUGUCGAGCUUGCGUCUACCAAAAAAAAAAAAAAAAUUAAGAAAAAAAGCCUAUUACAAUUUCUAUCACCACAAAGGAACGCGUGUUAUCUUAAAAAAAUCUUUGUUUACAAACGAUAGUUUAACCUAAGCGUUUCGCUUUUGUUUCGUGGAUGUUCUGCUUCUGUAAAUUAAAAAGGCUAAACUUUUUUAUUUGCUGCACCAGCCUCCAUCUUUGCCUGCGGACAUGACUUCCCGGUGCCUGCCGUCACCAGCUACACCGUUAACCCUUUGAACAUCACCAGGGUCAGCGCCUGGUCGCUCAAUCACAAGCCGGUGGUCACAUGGGACCCGCUACCAAACGCGACCCUCUCAACGGUCAUCGUCUGGGACGUGGGCUACUACUUCCUGCACGGGCUCUACGUCAACUGUGCCAACGGAUCCAUGGAUACGGGCACGGUGAGGGGGGGGGGCUGAUGUUAGAUGUAUGGGCGGAGUGAAGGGGCUGGUGUUAGAUAUACAGGCAAGGGAAGGAGGCGGAUGUUAGAUACACACGCAUGUUUGAGGGGGCUGAUGUUUGUGUUUACAUUCCUCUUAUUUUCCUUUCAGAUAUCCAAACGCGACCCUCUCAACGGGCAUCGGCUGGGACGUGGGCUACUACUUCCUGCACGGGCUCUACGGCAACUGUGCCAACGGAUCCAUGGAUACGGGCACGGUGAGGGGGGGGGGGCUGAUGUUAGAUGUAUGGGCGGAGUGAAGGGGCUGGUGUUAGAUAUACAGGCAAGGGAAGGGGGCGGAUGUUAGAUACACACGCAUGUUUGAGGGGGCUGAUGUUUGUGUUUACAUUCCUCUUAUUUUCCUUUCAGAUAUAACAUUGCAGAGGAAAGGGAUGGUGUCAGAUAUAUGGGCAGGGUGCUAGGUCUCAACUGAUUUUUCUGCAUAUUGAACAAUGAAUUUUAAGCAAAGUCCAUGACAUUUAAAAUGUCUUAUUUAGCCAAGUACGCUUAUGAAAUAUACACCUUGUUUAGAAUAAAUAUUCAGAAUUAAGUACACAUUACUUGUAUAGUACACAUUAAAAGUACUCGUACUCAUGUCUAUUCUAGAAGUUAGGAAAGGUAUAGUACUCAUCGUUUGCAAGAGUACCUGCUACUAGCAUCAUUACCAAGAGCCGCCGUGUGACUUUUGGAGGCCCGCGGCCACUUUUCUGUUGUUAUGCGCCUCACGCAUUCAAAGUUAAUAGUUUAUUUAUUUCUGCCCACCACAAAUGUGGGUCCCUUAUAUGCCCUAGGCCCCCCCCCAAUGCAGUCGCAGGGGGUUGCAGGGCCCAGGCAAUGGCUCUGAUAGUACCCAUUUCUUUUAAAGUAGCCAUGACCUUGAGUUCUAUCACAUAUUGCAAUGAUAUACAACCCCCCUCCGUUUUUCCGGUUACCCAAACCCCCACUAAGACGCCCUCCUGAGUGUGCACGAUCUUCAAUUACAGGCAGCUGUGAGUUACAGGGGCCCCCUGAACCCUUCUCCCACGCCCAAUGUCUACCUGACCACCGUCUUCACUCAGCUGCGUGAGCUCAACGCCACUCAGGUUCAAGAGCUGCUCCAGACUUUCAUGAACGGUAACAUGAGACGAUUUAAACAGGCAGUUUUCUUGGAAACUCUAAACACAGCUACAGGUGACAGUGUCAUGACAGGUGAGUGGAGGCUAGCGAACAUGGCUACACGUGGCAGUGCGCUAGUGGUAUUCUAUUGGGGCUGUUGUGACAAUGCAAUUGACAUAGAGCUGUUGUGAUAGUGCUGUUGUGAUAGUGCUGUUGUGAUAGUGCUGUUGUGAUAGUGUUCUACGUAAAAUGUUGUUCGUGAGCACAUUAAAAACUGAUGAUGUGCCCCAAGUCAUGAUGUGAUCCAGUCCUCAUGUGCCCCACGUCAUGAUAUGCCCCACGUCAUGAUGUGCCCCAAGUCAUGAUGUGCUCAACGUCAUGAUGUGCCCCAAGACAUGAUGUGCUCAACGUCAUGAUGUGCCCCAAUUCAUGUCGUGCCCCAAUUCAUGAUGUGAUCAACGUCACGAUGUGCCCCAAGUCACGAUGUGCUCAAAGUUGUGAUGUGUCCCACGUCAUGAUGUGCUCCAAGUCAUGAUGUGCUCUAAGUCAUGAGGUGCUCCACGUCAUGCUGUCCCCCAAGCCAUGCUUUGCUCCAAGUAAUGAUGUGCCCAACGUCAUAAUGUGCCCAAGUCAUGAUGUGCCCAAGGCAUGAUGUGCUCCACGUCAUGACGUGCCCAAGUCAUGAUGUGCCAAAGGCAUGAUGUGCUCCACGUUAUGAUGUGCCCAAGUCAUGACGUGCCCAAGUCAUGAUGUGCCCAAGUCAUGAUGUGUCCCACGGCAUGAUGCAGUUCAAGUUUUGUAGUUGAGACAUGCAGCUAGCUCCUAUAGAAUUCAUUCAUAAUGCUCUUCAAAUGUCUGUCUGGAACUAAUGCUAUUAGGGAGGGAGAGAUGCGGAGGGAAGAAAAUAGAAAUGUUGGGAGAGGGGAGGGAGAGACAGUGAGAUAGAGAGGGAGAGAGAGAGAGUGGGGGUGAGGAAGGGAGGAAGAGACAGAAAGAGAGGCAGAGGGCGAGAGAGCCAUAAAGAAUGAGAAAGGCAGAGAGUGAGAGAGAGCGUGAUGAGAUAGAGAGAGAGAAUGAGAGAGUGAAAGAGAGAGAGAGAGAAAGAGAGAGACAGAAUUUGCAUUUUAAGACAACGACGUUAGGUUUCUUUAGAAAGCGUCCUUAAACACAAUAUAAUAAUCGCUAGCUAGGGAGACCAACAACCUUUGCACUGGAACGCCCGUUCUUAAACACAAUACAAUAAUCGCUAGCAAGGGAAACCAACAACCUAUGCACUGGAACGCCCGUUCUUAAACACAAGACAAUAAUCGCUAGCUAGGGAAACCAACAACCUAUGCACUGGAACGCCCGUCCUUAAACACAAUACAAUAAUCGCUAGCUAGGGAAACCAACAACCUAUGCACUGGAACGCCCGUCCUUAAACACAAUAUAAUAAUCGCUAGCUAGGGAAACCAACAACCUAUGCACUGGAACGCCCGUCCUUAAACACAAUAUAAUAAUCGCUAGCUAGGGAAACCAACAACCUAUGCACUGGAACGCCCGUCCUUAAACACAAUAUAAUAAUCGCUAGCUAGGGAAACCAACAACCUAUGCACUGGAACGCCCGUUCUUAAACACAAUACAAUAAUCGCUAGCUAGGGAAACCAACAACCUAUGCACUGGAACGCCCGUCCUUAAACACAAUACAAUAAUCGCUAGCAAGGGAGACAACCAUCGCAUUGGAAAGCCUUAGAAUUGUCAGAAUUCUGCAGUUGCGUCCAUUUUUAAAAUCUUCACGCAUUUUGGUUUUUCCACAACAACCUGUGUUUUUUUUUUUUAAAAGUAUGUAUAGAAUUAUGAUUUUCGAUAAGCCGAAAUGGAAAUAUUCAAUCGUGAUUUUACUAAUGGCAAUAGACAUAAGUGCUAGUAGUUGCAUUAAUAAAUGUAAUAGAAAUAGUGAUACUAACAUAUCAAAGUGCCAACACACCAUUAAGAGAGUGACACAUGAGUACAUUAGAUCGCUUGUGUUUACAGAGCCGAGCCAUAUCAACUUGAUGACCGUGGUGGCCGACGCCUACUCCGUACAGAAGCAGAAGGAGAGGCUGCUCGUUGACAACUGCCCACUGCUCGCCUCGCAACAGCCAAGUAAGUCCAGUGGCUAAGACACACCAGGCUGCUAGUGCGGCUACUUUUUAUAGCUCUAAGCUUUCACUGAAGCGCCAUGACGGGGGGAAUUUUGUACAUUUCAAUACAGCUUUCCACCUGCUUAAAUCUUGUACAUUUCAAUUCCCCUUUCCACCUGGUUAAAUCUUGUACAUUUCAAUACCCAUUUCCACCUGGUUAAAUCUUGUACAUUUCAAUUCCCCUUUCCACCUGGUUAAAUCUUUUACAUUUCAAUUCCCCUUUCCACCUGGUUAAAUCUUGUACAUUUCAAUACCCAUUUCCACCUGGUUAAAUCUUGUACAUUUCAAUUCCCCUUUCCACCUGGUUAAAUCUUUUACAUUUCAAUUCCCCUUUCCACCUGGUUAAAUCUUUUACAUUUCAAUUCCCCUUUCCACCUGGUUAAAUCUUGUACAUUUCAAUACCCCUUUCCACCUGGUUAAAUCUUGUACAUUUCAAUACCCCUUUCCACCUGGUUAAAUCUUGUACAUUUCAAUACCCCUUUCCAUCUGCUUAAAUCUUGUACAUUUCAAUACCCCUUUCCACCUGGUUAAAUCUUGUACAUUUCAAUUCCCCUUUCCACCUUGUUAAAUAUUGUACUUUUUCAAUACCCAUUUCCACCUUGUUAAAUCUUGUACUUUUUCAAUACCCAUUUCCACCUUGUUAAAUCUUGUACUUUUCAAUACCCAUUUCCACCUUGUUAAAUCUUGUACUUUUUCAAUACCCAUUUCCACCUGUUUAAAUCUUGUACAUUUCAAUACACCUUUCCACCUGCUUAAAUCUUGUAAAUUUCAAUACCCCUUUCCAUCUGCUUAAAUCUUGUACAUUUCAAUACUCCUUUCCACCUGCUUAAAUCUUGUACAUUUCAAUACCACUUUCCACCUGUUUAAAUCUUGUACAUUUCAAUACCCCUUUCCACCUUGUUAAAUCUUGUAAAUUUCAAUACCCUUUGCCACCAGUUUAAAUCUUGUACAAUUCAAUGCCCCCUUCCACCUGGUUAAAUCUUGUACCUUUCAAUACCCUCUUUCUCCUGGUUACAUAGUACAUUUCCGUACCAUUCUCAUGAUUACACCCAAAAAGUACAGAUUAGUUUUCACAGGUCGAUCAAUUGGUAUUGGUGGGCACGGGUGAGGUAAACGUCUCAAAGAGCUUCUAUCCCAUCCUCCAGCCUUGCACAAGGUCCUCAGAGGCGCCAACAUGAGCGUGAGUCUGAGCGACAACAUGACGUCAUACCCGGACCCGAGCCCACCGUACGUCACCACUCUCUCCGUCGGCAUCGACGUCACGUACUCAACGGACGACUACUGGGUCAUGUCCUGCUGUCUGAACUACUCCAUCACGUAAGUUGAAACCAAACAGGGGCGUAGCUAGGGUGAGUUCCACCAGGGGCGGGCUAACAUCCCAUCCCCCCCCCCCACUCUUCAUCGGGCCGAAAAUGCUGCCUCUAAAUUUAAAGAAUAAAAUUGCCUACCCGGUGGACCGCCCCCCUCCACCUCAUUUUCUUGGCCCCCUUUUUCCGAUCCCAUUCUCCGAUCCCUUUCUCCGCCCCCUUUCUCCGACCCCCUUCUCUGAUCCCUUUCUCCGCCCCAUCCUCCGUCCACCUUCUCCGACCCCUUUCUCAUCCCCUUCCUUCGUCCACCUUCUCCGCCCCUUUUCUCCGACCCCCUUCUCCGCCCUUUUUCUCCGACCCCCUUCUCCGACCCCCUCUCUCCACCCCUUCCUCCGUCCACCUUCUCCGCUCACUUUCUCCGACCCCCUUCUCCGUCCCCCUCUCUCGACCCCUUCCUCCGUCCACCUUCUCCUCUCACUUUCUCCGGCCCCCUUCUCCGCCCCCCUUUCUCCGCCCCUUCCUCCGUCCACCUUCUCCGACCCCUUUCUCAUCCCCUUCCUCCGUCCACCUUCUCCGCCCCCCUUCUCCGACCCCCUUCUCCGACCCCCUUUCUCCAUCCCUUCCUCCGUCCACCUUCCUACGCCAUUGACACCGAACAUAACAUAAAUCUAUCAAAUUAAUACACGAACCAAGCCGUUUACUUCAAGAACAAUUCAUUUUUGUUGUUGCUAUUUUUAAAUGACACCACUAGUGACAGCCCCGACCGAAUGGAUGGCGGCGGCCAUGCGUGAACUUCCCAUCUAUUACAACUACUUGACAAAACAUGCACUCUGAGUAACACACUUUAUAAGAGUCCCAAUACGUGCGAUCGUCUGGAAAUUUUAUUUUGCGCGCCUAUUGAAUGCAGCGUUACAGCCCUACAUUACUUAGCUAGAAAACUAUUACUUCUAAUGGUAUGCACGCUGUACGCACGCACUGUUUCUCCUCUCCAGCCGUGGCUCGUUCAAAGCGGAUCCAUUCAGUGACCGCACACAGAGAGCAGGGAUGACCAGACUCAAGCCGAAUGUCCAGUUGUCUCUAACAGACAUGAUUCCCGGUAACACGUUUACAGGUAAUCUAUUUCUUCUAAAAAAAAAAAAAUAUUCCCGGUAGCACUAUUACAAGUAGCCAGUUUCUAACCAACUGAUUCAUGGUAGCACUUUCACAUAGGUAAACAAUCUUUGGUGUGUGUGUGGGGGGUGUGUGUGCAAGUUGUAUGUGUGGAGAGUGUGUGCAAGUUGUGUGUGUGCAAGUCGUGUGUGUGGGUGUUUGUGUGGGGUGUGUGGUGUGUGUGUGUGUGGGGUGUGUAUGGGUGGGGGGUGUGUGUGUGUGGUGUGUGUGGGUGUGUGUGUGUGGGUGUGUGUGUGUGUGGUGUGGGUGGGGUGUGUCUAGGGUGUGUGUGUGUAUGGGUGGGGUGUGGAUGGGGUGUGGCUGUGUGGAUGGGGUGUGGGUGUGUCUGUGUGUAUGGGUUUGUGUGGGGCUGUGUAAUACGAAACCGAUGAGUCUUUAUGGCUGCUUAAGUUAGUGAUUUCUUGAUUUAAGAGCUGGGUGGGCGACGGUUGAGUGCGGGAAAGAUCAGGACAAUCGACAGCUUAAUGGAGUAGUUCCUGCUCUACCUAAAUGUUCCAGAACCCGAUAAGGUCAACCUAACCACACCGACUCCUCUGUCCAUCUGUAAUGAAUUCAUAAGUUAUCGCGAGAACCGAUUCUGAACUCUCAUAGCCACCCAUGAUUCAUGAAAGACCUGUAUCCGCCUUUUCAGAUCAAGUGUACACCCUGUUCUUCGUGGACGUCGCCCCUGCUGCCGACGCCACUGCCAAUGCUACCAACGUCACGGUGAUCACUCACUGGCUGGUGGGCAACAUCAGAAACGGUGACGUCAGCACGGGGGAUGAGAUAGCUCAAUAUUUCGGACCCAAUCCAUUCUUACCGUAUGUAAUUUUGGACCCAAUACAUUCUUACCGUAUGUAAUUUUGGGCCAAUCCAUUCUUACCGUGUGUAAUUUUGGACCCAAUCCAUUCUUACAGUAUGUAAUUUUGGACCCAAUCCAUUCUUACCGUGUGUAAUUUUAGACCCAAUCCAUUCUUACCGUAUGUAAUUUUGGACCCAAUCCAUUCUUACCGUAUGUAAUUUUGGACCCAAUCCAUUCUUACCGUGUGUAAUUUUGGACCCAAUCCAUUCUUCCCGUGUGUAAUUUUGGACCCAAUCCAUUCUUCCCGUGUGUAAUUUUGGACCCAAUCCAUUCUUACCGUAUGUAAUUUUGGACCCAAUCCAUUCUUACCAUGUGUAAUUUUGGACCCAAUCCAUUAUUACCUUGUGUAAUUUUGGACCCAAUCCAUUCUUACCUUAUGUAAUUUUGGACCCAAUCCAUUCUUACCAUGUGUAAUUUUGGACCCAAUCCAUUCUUACCGUAUGUAAUUUUGGACCCAAUCCAUUCUUACCAUGUGUAAUUUUGACCCAAUCCAUUCUUACCGUAUGUAAUUUUGGACCCAAUCCAUUCUUACCGUAUGUAAUUUUGGACCCAAUCCAUUCUUACUGUAUGUAAUUUUGGACCCAAUCCAUUCUUACCAUGUGUAAUUUUGGACUCAAUCCAUUCUUACCGUAUGUAAUUUUGGACCCAAUCCAAUCUCACCAUAUGUAAUUAUGGACCAAAUCCAUUCUUACCGUGUGUAAUUUUGGACCCAAUCCAUUCUUCCCGUGUGUAAUUUUGGACCAAAUCCAUUCUUACUGUAUGUAAUUUUGGACCAAAUCCAUUCUUACUGUAUGUAAUUUUGGACCCAAUCCAUUCUUACCGUAUGUAAUUUUGGACCAAAUCGUUGCUUACUGUAUGUAACUUUGGACCACUCCUAAGUUGUUUUGGGACAAAAUCAAUUCAUCGCAUAAGCAACAUUUACCAAAAAUAUACAUAUUUAUACAUUCCUAGAAUUAUUCGUGUUGGACCAAAUUUGUUCUAAGAAUACAUGUAAUUUUUGGAACAAUGCACUUUCAUUCAAAGAAUUGUGCGAUAAAGGACCCGAUGAAUUCCGAGCGAGUUGAAAUUUCAACCCACACCCUUCGUGGGGUAUAACGGAAUUGGAACCAAAUGCAGUCCUAUAGCACUGUCGUCAAGCCAGAAUUGAUAGUAGAAGAAACUGAAUAAAAAUUCAGACUUCAAAAAUUUUUUAAUAUUAUUUAUAGUAUUAAAAAAAAUUUAUAAUUGAUAAACCGGUCGCAUACGGUGUUGGUUUAGUUUCUUAGGCUGUUUUUAAAAAAAAAUCAUUACAGAAACUCGCCAAGGCCAUAUAUGUUCAUGCUGUUCAAACAGCCUGUCUCCAAGCUGAACACGUCAUACAUUGAGUCCAUGUGUCCAGGUGGGGUCCAAAGGUGAGCUGUUCUUUUAAUCAACGUUUUCUUUAGGUCUGUCCGUUGCAGUUAUUGCUCGUCCUGCCCACGCGAUGACCAUGGCGAUAAAGAUGACAAUGACACUGAAGAUGACCAUGGGAAUGAUGAUGGGCAUGACAAUGAAGAUGACCAUGACAAUGAAGAUGACCAUGGCAAUAACGAUGACCAUGGCAAUGAAGAUGAACAUAUCAAUGAAGAUGACCCUGGCAAUGAAAAUGACCAUGUCAAUGAAGAUGACCAUAAAAUGAAGAUGACCAUGGCAAUGAAGAUGACCCUGGCAAUGAAGAUAACCAUGUCAAUGAAGAUGACCAUAAAAUGAAGAUGACCAUGACAAUGAAGAUGACCAUGGCAAUGAAGAUGACCAUGGCAAUAACGAUGACCAUGGCAAUGAAGAUGAACAUAUCAAUGAAGAUGACCCUGGCAAUGAAAAUGACCAUGUCAAUGAAGAUGACCAUAAAAUGAAGAUGACCAUGGCAAUGAAGAUGACCCUGGCAAUGAAGAUAACCAUGUCAAUGAAGAUGACCAUAAAAUGAAGAUGACCAUGACAAUGAAGAUGACCAUGGCAAUGAAGAUGACCAUGACAAUGAAAAUGACCAUGUCAAUGAAGAUGACCAUAAAAUGAAGAUGACCAUGGCAAUGAAGAUGACCAAGAUAAUGAAGAUGACCAUGGCAAUGAUGAUGACAUGACAAUGAAGAUGGCCAUGACAAUGAAGAUGACCAUGUCAAUGAAGAUGACCAUGACAAUAAGUAUGACCAUGACAAUGAAGAUGACCAUGGCAAUGAAGAUCACCAUGGCAAUGAAGAUUACCAUGGCAAUGAAGAUGACCAUGGCAAUAAAGAUGAUCAAGGCAAUGAAGAAACCAAGAUAAUUAAGAUGAACAUGACAAAUUUGACUUGAGAAGUAGCCUUGACUUGAGAAGUAGCCUUGACUUGAGAAGUAGCCUUGACUUGAGAAGUAGCCUUGACUUGAGAAGUAGCCUUGACUUGAGAAGUAGCCUUGACUUGAGAAGUAGCCUUGACUUGAGAAGUAGCCUUGACUUGAGAAGUAGCCUUGACUUGAGAAGUAGCCUUGACUUGAGAAGUAGCCUUGACUUGAGAAGUAGCCUUGACCUGAGAAGUAGCCUUGACUUGAGAAGUAGCCUUGACCUGAGAAGUAGCCUUGACUUGAGAAGUAGCCUUGACUUGAGAAGUAGCCUUGACCUGAGAAGUAGCCUUGACUUGAGAAGUAGCCUUGACCUGAGAAGUAGCCUUGACUUGAGAAGUAGUCUUGACCUGAGAAGUAGCCUUGACUUGAGAAGUAGCCUUGACCUGAGAAGUAGCCUUGACUUGAGAAGUAGACUUGACCUGAGAAGUAGCCUUGACUUGAGAAGUAGCCUUGACUUGAGAAGUAGCCUUGACCUGAGAAGUAGCCUUGACUUGAGAAGUAGCCUUGACUUGAGCUGUAAUUUGCAUAAAGUGAGGGAGAGUUGCCCAAUGUUGGUAGCAUAAGUGACCUUCUGUACAAUUGGAAAAAAAAUAUUUUUUUAGCUAUAUUUUUAAAAUUAUUUUUUUUUACAGGUCUUCAAAACACUUCUAACAGCAACAGCAACGUGACUGUUCUUUAGAGUUGAUGUCUGCUUAUCUAGUAAUAACCAAGAGCUGACAUCUGCUUAUUUAGUUGUGAUCUAGAGUUGACAUCUGCUAAUUUAGUUGUAAUCUAGAGUUGACUUAUGUUUAUUUAGUUGUAAUCUAGAGUUGACGUUCCUGUCAUACGUCUUUGAAGUAGAGUAAACUCCCAUGUUAUAUGGCAGUCACUCAGAUGAUCUCAGAAAUUAUUUAGGUUUGAAGGUGUCUCAAUGUUUCUAGGUGUCGCAAUUAUCUGUGUCUAAUUGUGUCUCGAUGUUUCUAGGUGCUGCAUUGAUCUGUGUCUAAUUGUGUCUCACUAUUUCCAGGUGUCGCAUUAAUCUGUGUCUAAUUGUGUCUCAAUGUUUCCAGGUGUCGCAUUGAUCUGUGUCUAAUUGUGUCUAAAUAUUUUCAGGUGUCGCAUUGAUCUCGCCAAGGUGCUGCAGGCGUGGAAUCUCGUGGAGCUUUCUGGUGUCACGUGGCUUCUUGCUGAGAACGAUGGUUUCGCUAAAAUGGUAGGUGGUAGCGGGAUGCACUGGAUUCAGUGUCGUGGGAGGUGCACUGCAUUCAGUGUAGUGGAAGGUGCACUGGAUUCAGUGUCGGGGAAGGUGCACUGGAUUCAGUGUCGUGGGAGAUGCAGAGGAUUCAGAUUCGUGAUAGGAGCACUGGAUCUAGUGUCGUGAGAGGUGCACUGCAUUCAGUGUAGUGGAAGGUGCACUGGAUUCAGUGUCGGGGAAGGUGCACUGGAUUCAGUGUCGUGGGAGAUGCAGAGGAUUCAGAUUCGUGAUAGGAGCACUGGAUCUAGUGUCGUGAGAGGUGCACUGCAUUCAGUGUAGUGGAAGGUGCACUGGAUUCAGUGUCGGGGAAGGUGCACUGGAUUCAGUGUCGUGGGAGAUGCAGAGGAUUCAGAUUCGUGAUAGGAGCACUGGAUCUAGUGUCGUGAGAGGUGCACUGCAUUCAGUGUAGUGGAAGGUGCACUGGAUUCAGUGUCGGGGAAGGUGCACUGGAUUCAGUGUCGUGGGAAGUGGGGGGUGGCCCACCCAGGGGUGCAUUUUUUACACAUUAUGUUGAAGGGCGGCAUUUUUGCCUAACUGAAGUCUUUUUUGUGGAAUGGGGUGGGGAAAGGUAGAGGGUUAGGGACGGGUAAAAAAAAUUUGUGGAAUGCCUCAGGUUAAAGACAGUUUAAUGACAUUGGAACUGAAAUACAGCGCAUUACAUGUCUUAAAAUAAAAAAUUUAAUUUUCGUAGUGUGACGAAAACAUUCAUUACAUUCAUUUAUUGUAGAUUUAUAAUAACUUUAAUGUGCACACAUAAAAACAAAUUAAAUAAAUAUUAUCCCUCUCGAUAUGCCCCACCCACACAAUCCCCCCCCCCAAAGCAGAAAAAGGGAAAAUUAAACAACUUAACUUCAACAUUUGUUUUCCAGAGAUUUUAUACAGAGAUAAAGUCACGCACCAAGGAAGAGGUGUGCUCGGACGUCCCGGGUUACGCUGACCCCUGUCCAGUGCCCAAACCUUGCCCUAACAAGGCGGCACACGCGACACUACCGGGCUCAUUGCUCGUCGGGGUUGUCGCCAUGGUAACGACAGCGAGAUCCUUGCUUUGGAGAGAACAUUAGCUGCCAGCCGGAAGUGGUUUAGAAGCUAGCGUGUAAAUUGAUAGUUCAUCUCUUUAACCAUGCCAGUCCCUGCUCACAGACAACAUUGUACUCUGAAAACCCCACCGGUGUUGUAAGCUUGGGUUAACUAUCUAUCACCCUCUCCCCCCCCCCACGACCCCCUCCCCCAUAUCUCCCCUUCAACAACAUAGUAUCAUCAUUAAUUGUUUCGCAUUAUGUUUAUAAAAUGAAUAUUUUUUAAAAAAUAAAUAACCAAAU